Messenger RNA from Tremella mesenterica DSM 1558, 1077 nucleotides. RefSeq lists its product as uncharacterized. The transcript has 7 exons. The coding region runs from base 1 to 1077 and encodes 358 amino acids. NCBI's taxonomy places the organism in Eukaryota, Fungi, Basidiomycota, Tremellomycetes, Tremellales, Tremellaceae. The record is from RefSeq and is a predicted model, not a curated record.
AUGGCCGCUGGUCGGGCAGCAAGUCGAGUUGCGUCAACAGGUUUUUCGAUAGCAAGCAGCGUCUCCAGAUCGACGAGAACGUCUGUUCUUCCCACUUUCACGAGGUCACAAGGCGGAGGUGGAACUCGUAAUCGCUCAGCGAGAAGGAUAUUGGAUCAUGUCUCAGGAGCAUCUGAUCUACUUGCUGACGGUUUUAGUCGACUGAACCCCCCCGAUGAACUAGUUGAAGAUGAUAGUGUUUUCUCCGACGCUCUUUCAGUGGGUUUGAGCAGCGCUCAAUCUUUUUUUGCUGCGUCGCCUUUACCUAAAAAAGCGCUUCGUAAUGCGUCAUCCGUUGUCAGUGCAUUGAAGUUGGCCCGGAAUGUAAUGGCUUCAGCUCUCUCAUCUACUCGUCCACCUUCAACAAUCCCAAGGACAAUCUCAAACACAGGAGUGUCAAGCAGCAAACCUGCAUCAGCAUUCCGCGUUUCAAUCAUGAAAGAUCCAUGGGGUCAAAACAUGAGUCAAUUCACACCUACGGACUACCACUUUCAAAGCAACCCGAGUCAUGGUCCGUCAAGCGCGGUAUCGUCUUCGAUCUUUACCGCAUUUGCGGAUCCGCCACAGUCUCCGAAUGGAGACCUUAGUGAUGAGAGAACUUCCACAGGAGGACGUUACACCGGUGCGGACACUGGUUAUUCGGGACCUAUCCCAAGUAUUCACAUCAAUGGGAGUUCGUUUCCCACAAGUGAAGAGGGUGAGGAGCUUCCACCUUCUUGUCUCACAACCGGAGAACAUUCCCUUACCCUCAACGUCUCCUAUAACGACACCCUUCCACCCGAAGCUUGGAGUUGCGCUCUAUGCGGUCGUCUACCGGAUUGGACAAGAUCGGAUUUGCGGGAGCUUGACCAAGUACGGCGGACGCACUGGGUCUCAGCACAAUCGUAUUAUUCCACCAAUGGAUACUUUCUAGGCAUCAACGUUUCUGUUUGGGUUGGUGACGAUCAAGAAAUCGGUCCGCAAUAUACGAAAUCCAAUUUCGAGGAUGCGUAUCCUACCGAGAUAGAGGCAGAUAACGAUGCGACGUUAUACGAGUGA